Messenger RNA from Camponotus floridanus (Florida carpenter ant), 4487 nucleotides. RefSeq lists its product as uncharacterized. The coding region runs from base 489 to 3632 and encodes 1047 amino acids. Gene Ontology annotation, molecular function: calcium ion binding. The record is from RefSeq and is a predicted model, not a curated record. Lineage: Eukaryota; Metazoa; Arthropoda; Insecta; Hymenoptera; Formicidae. The transcript has 13 exons.
CUUGCCCGAUUGCCGUGCCUCCUGUUCAUGAGGACAAAAGGGGAGGAUAGAGAGAGAGAGAAACAGAGAAAGAGGAAGAGGACGCGAUCGGGGGUGAGGAGGGAUGCGCUGAGCAUAAACUACCUUCGCCGGGUGGGAGGUAUCCCUCUACCUACUAUGGCUUGAACUCGAGCUUGCGUCGUUCGAAACGCGCGAACGCGUACCGGAGGAUCGAUAUCCGAGGGAGUUACAGGAGCUGGGUCGGUGAUGAUGAGGACGACGGCGCAUGAGGACGCGCGCGUUGUAGGAGCGGAUUGUAUGUUAUAAAAACCACAAGUACAUGUCAUCAUGCCCGAAAGGAAAUCUGUUUUCAAGGUGAGUGGCGCCAACAGCGGACGAUUGGCGAGGUCGUAGAACGAAUUGCCAUCGUGCAGGCGUCCCGCUGGACCGCUCGCAGCAUCCGGGCUGUGCGCCGCCGCCGGCCGGUCCCGCGACGCGCAAAGCGGGAGAUGAGGAUCCGAGGGAUGACGGAGAGAGAGAAAGAGAAGGAGAGAGAACGUUUGAAACGCGAAAUCUCUAACGAGGAACAUUCAGAGCCACGCGAGCGGUCGCGCGACACGGUACGAGCGUUUCAACGCAUGUCGUGUCAACGACAUCACGUUAUGUGUAUCGAGAAACGUACGAGCCACGCGAGGCUCGCUUGUGCCGUUUUGUUUCUCGUGGCAAUUGUUCCGCCAUUCGGACUCUGCCAAAAUGCCGAGGCACGCGGUACAUCCGGGGACAGGAGGAGAUCGGAUCUUUCCGGCGACGAGUCGCGCACCCUGCAAACCCAUCAGCAGUAUAGCCGGGACGCAUCUUCCGAGGGAAUGGAGGUACUCGAGAAAAACAGAAGGAUGCUUUCGUCGCGAGGUAUUAUCAAGGAGCCGGGGGCGAUGGAGAUGGAAGCGAGGGCGGGAACCCGCGGCGAUGAAGGCAACAAGCAUCCUCUUUGGUCGGAAAAUGGUGCGAAAAUUCCGCUUCUUCGGCGAAACGUAAAUGUCACAAGCUUGAACAAGCAACAAGAGGGCAAUUUUGGAAAUCGAACGCGCAAGAAACGCCGCAGAAGUAAGACUUCCGGUGUCGAGGAUCGCGCACACGACAUUACCGAGGAUAGUCGCGAGAACGAGAUAUCAGACAGACGGGAUCAGUCGUCGCGCAAGAGAAAUGAUCCUUCCUCAAAGUCAAGGUCGAGGAGUCGAGAAGCGCGAAAAUCCCGCGCGGAGCGACGAAGACGGAAAAAGAAGGACAGGAAGGGACGUAAUAGAGGUGGCGGAAAGAGCUCGCGACAAAAUGACAAGCGACAGGACGUCGAGGGUCGUUCGUCGAGGCUCGAAGGGAUCGACGAGAUCAAACGCUCCACCGAAAACUCGUCGACCGUCACCGCCGAUCGUUUGACCUCGUUGACGGAAGUUGUCGAUGGUGCUACAACGUCGUCGAGUCUCCAGCGUCAUUCGACGCUUAAGGUGACCAAGAGGCUAACAAGAACGACGCCUCGUCGUAGCGUUUACGUAGCUGACACGGUGGAGAGGGAAUUCUCCAAACAGCUCGAGAUGGAGAUUUCCAAGUCUGCGUCCAAGGAUCCGUCGACUCUCGACGAUGGUAUCUUCGAUAAUUCUCCGAAGAAAUCGACCGGACGAAAUGGCGAUUCGAGGGAAGUCGAUGAGAAAAGCAUGGACGAGGACGCUUCGACGGACGGCAAAAUUGAUUUCGGGAGCUCGCGUUACGACGCCGAGAAGAUGCUGGGCUAUUCGAGGACCAAGGAGGAUCUACCGAUCCUGGAUCUGGAGAAUGAGGUGCUGGAGAGGACGUUGAAGGACUAUAACGCUUACAUGAGGCUGAAACCGGCGUCGUUGUCGCGCGAGCCACCGCCGCCGAUUCCUCGCACCUCCGGUCCUCAUCCGCCGAGAAAGCCGAUAAUUAAUUCGGACGAGAGCGGCGAAGAAACAGGCACGGAAGUCACAAGCACGAUGCAGGACGACAGCACCAACGGGGACUUAUCUUGCAUAAAUGGGACGUUCCUGCCGGCGCCUCUAUCGCGCCACGCUCUGAUCAAAUAUGUAAAGUCCUCGACCCCGGGGCACGAGUAUUUGGAAGCUGAUUACGAGUGUGUGCCAGGCUACCGUAUGGUAUCUUCCACGAGCCGAUUAGUCUGCAGGAGUCGUCAGUGGCUCGGACAGGUGCCAAAGUGCGAGAUCAAGCAAAACCCGGACGGGAUAUGCGCCGAGGCAUUCUGCGAACACGAUUGCAACGAAAUUAACGGCCGUCCCGUCUGCUCCUGCUACGAGGGAUUCAGAUUGGUGGACGGUCACAAAUGCAUCGACAUCAACGAAUGUUUGCUGAACAACGGGCACGGCCCCUGCCAGGACACCUGUCGAAAUCUCGUGGGAGGAUACAAAUGUUCCUGCGAGGGUUUACGGGACGCAUCGCUGGCCGCCGACAAUCACACGUGCGAGCGUGACAAGCACACGGGUCCGUGCAGCGUCAACAAUGCCGGAUGCUCUCACACGUGUUUAUCCACGAUGGGUCGGGUAUUCUGUCUCUGUCCCGACGGUUUCAUCCUCGAGGAUGACUGGAAGACUUGUCAAGAUGUGGACGAAUGCUCGGUGCCGGAUCUUCAGACGGAGUUCUGUCGCUACGGAUGCAUCAAUACCCCGGGUUCCUAUCGAUGCGCGCAACCUAUGGAGCUAAAGGAUCAGCCAGUUUUGGACAGGCUGUCCAUCACUUGCCUGCCGGGUUACGAACAGACUUCCUAUGGAACGUGCAUCGAUAUCAACGAAUGCGCGGUUGAUAACGGUGGAUGCACGGAAGUGUGCGAGAAUACAGACGGUAGCUUCUUCUGUGCUUGCGACGGGGAUGAAAAAGCCCUGUCAUCCGAUGGAAAAUCCUGCGUAGACAUAAAUAGCAUCGCGUGCCCACUGUUAAAUCCGGUCGGUCGUGGUUAUUUAAUAUGUUCCCGAUUAGCCACGUCCAAGUUAUGGCGCGACCGGCGAAAAGUACCCAAUCGACCCGGCACGAGAUGCUUCCUAAAGUGUCCCCGUGGGUAUCAGCUUCGCGGUGAAUACGAGUUGACCUGUCGCUCCGACGGCACUUGGGAUGGAUCGGAGAAAGGAAGAUGCAUUCGAUAUAGCAAGCCUCGAUUGGAGUGUCCGAGGGAUGUCGUGGCCGAAUUGCCGCCCGGGAGGGACGAGGCGUUUGUGACCUUCGAUCAACCGGCGACAGAUCUCGAUUGGUUUCGAUACGUGCGAUCGAGGCCAUCCUGGGGGACGCGUCUCGAGGCCAGCCUGAAGCCCGGAGUGCACGAGAUUACGUUCUUCGCGCGACACCCGGUAUCGAAGAAGCAGGCUAGCUGCGCGUUACGCAUUAUCGUCAAAGCCGGCGAGGCACCGAAAGUCAAAGAUUGUCCGGGGGACAUUGAAGUCGUCGGGAAAAAUGGAACUGCGAUCACGUGGACGGAGCCGAGCUUCACGGAUAACGUCAAGGUGACGCGGCUCAGUAAUAAUGAGAACCCGGGUCGUCUCUUCGACGUCGGCGGCCACAGGAUCGAGUACGAGGCGAGUGACGAGGCUGGUUGGUCGAGCAAGUGCGUCUUCACCGUGGUCCUUCGUCGGGAAUAAGCGGCUGGAGAGACAGGAUCGAGGAUCAGGGACGCGACGGGGAGAGGGAGAGAAGAGGAGAGAAAGAGAGAAAGAGAGAGAGAGAGAGAGCGAACGAGCAGAGAGGGCAAGAGAGAAGCAACGCGGAAGAAUAACGAUAAGGUAAUAUAAAUGGAAAUGCCUGCGGGACUACGUCUCCUUACGUAGGCCCCGUAAUGGAUUCCGUUUUGUCCGGCAGGUUACACGUGAAGAAAAGAGACAAAGUGCGGAUAUCUCCCUCCUUCCACACGCGCAACUCCCCUUUACCCUUUCCUCGACAUUCGCGCGAGGUGAUAAAGUUCUUAGAGCAGGAUGGAAGUAUGUCUGACGAGUUUGCUCUCGAUAGUCUUAUCGACUGCCACUUUUGAUAGCGUAACGUAACGAUAACGCAAAUAGUUUGCAUAGAGGAGAAGAUAGGAAACGCACACUUUGCUUCUUAAGAAAAAAAAAAGACAUUUAAAAGCGUCGAAGACCUUUCCAGAGCGAAUAAAAUUAAACGUCUGAUUUUGCGGUUCGAUUUUUGCGAAAUUCGUGCCCUCGCUCCUCCUCUGCGCAAUAUAAUUUUACCUUGUAAUAUAAUUUUUAUCGCAACCGCAGAUGGUUGCACUCUCUCCGGUAGAUAGUAGUACCGCGAAAUGUAACGUAAAUGCGAAAUUCGCGUUAUCGAGUCCCGCUUUACGUUAAACGGAAAUUAACAGCGCGUUAUGUCAUCACCUGCGAGAAUUGCGAACUCAUAUGAUGUAACAUUCUCCAAAUAUUCCGCGAUAAUUAACGAGGCUGUGGCCUUUUCCCACUAAUAAGAUUCUCAUCGAAUACACCGGCUGACAGGUUACAUAA